Molecule: messenger RNA, 3441 nt
Organism: Neomonachus schauinslandi (Hawaiian monk seal)
Lineage: Eukaryota; Metazoa; Chordata; Mammalia; Carnivora; Phocidae
Gene: NADK
Product: NAD kinase
Exons: 12
Coding region: 95-1459 (454 amino acids)
Biological process (GO): NAD+ metabolic process; NADP+ biosynthetic process
Molecular function (GO): NAD+ kinase activity
Source: RefSeq, a predicted model, not a curated record
UGCUGUGCUGUUUACACCUGUUGACAGGCACUCCGCUGCUGUGGCCGGUCCUGGGCACCAGUGUUUUUCUGAUCGAAGUCCUUGUUUAACAACUAUGGAAAUGGAACAAGAGAAAGUCAACAUGAGUAAGGCACUGAGUGCAGAGUCGGCCUCCUACCGCUGCUCCGCGUGCCAUGGGGACGAGGACUGGGGGCCCAACCACCCCAUCCGGGGGCGGGCCAAGUCCCGCAGCCUGUCUGCCUCGCCCGCCCUGGCGAGCACCAAAGAGUUCAGGAGGACUCGCUCUCUGCAUGGGCCAUGCCCAGUGACCACGUUUGGACCAAAGGCCUGUGUGCUGCAGAACCCCCAGACCAUCAUGCAUAUCCAGGACCCUGCCAGCCAGCGGUUGACGUGGAACAAGUCCCCAAAGAGUGUUCUUGUCAUCAAGAAGAUCCAGGACGCCAGCUUGCUGCAGCCCUUCAAGGAGCUCUGUGUGUACCUGAUGGAGGAGAAUAACAUGAUUGUGUAUGUGGAGAAGAAAGUUCUAGAAGACCCUGCCAUAGUGAGCGAUGACAAUUUUGGACCAGUGAAAAAGAAGUUCUGCACUUUCAGAGAAGAUUAUGAUGACAUUUCCAAUCAGAUCGACUUCAUCAUAUGCCUGGGAGGGGAUGGGACCCUGCUCUACGCAUCCUCACUGUUCCAGGGCAGCGUGCCUCCGGUCAUGGCGUUCCAUCUGGGUUCCCUGGGCUUCCUGACCCCCUUCAACUUUGAGAACUUUCAGUCCCAAGUUACUCAGGUGAUACAGGGGAAUGCAGCUGUUGUUCUUCGGAGCCGGCUCAAGGUCAGGGUCGUGAAGGAACUCAGAGGGAAGAAGAUGGUGGUGCCCAACGGGAUCAGCGAGAACGGCUUGCUGGCUGCGGACCUGGAUGCAGAGGUUGGGAAGCAGGUCAUGCAGUACCAGGUCCUGAACGAGGUGGUGAUCGACAGAGGCCCCUCCUCAUACCUGUCCAACGUGGAUGUCUACCUGGAUGGGCACCUCAUCACUACGGUGCAGGGUGACGGGGUGAUCGUCUCUACCCCGACGGGUAGCACAGCGUAUGCGGCCGCCGCCGGGGCCUCCAUGAUCCACCCCAACGUGCCGGCCAUCAUGAUCACACCCAUCUGCCCCCACUCGCUGUCAUUCCGGCCUAUCGUGGUCCCCGCGGGGGUCGAGCUGAAGAUCAUGCUGUCACCGGAAGCAAGGAACACUGCAUGGGUGUCCUUUGAUGGACGAAAGAGACAGGAGAUCCGCCAUGGAGACAGCAUCAGCAUCACUACCUCUUGCUACCCGCUUCCCUCCAUCUGCGUCCGAGACCCCGUGAGCGACUGGUUUGAGAGCCUGGCGCAGUGUCUGCACUGGAACGUGCGGAAGAAGCAGGCGCACUUCACGGAGGAGGAGGAGGAGGAGGCGGCGGCGGAGGCGGAGGCGGGGGAGGGCUAGGCCUCAGCUCCUGCCCUCCACACUCAGAACCCCAGAGUCCCAAAGCUGCUCUGCUGCCUCGUUCCCACGUGGCCUCCGGGAGCCGGCUGUCCUGAGCACGUGUGCUGUGAGCCCCGAAUCAGGCGCCAGAAGUCACAGCACUUUUGUCUGUAGCCAGGGGAAGAGCCGGGAAUCUGCCUUUUGUCGACCAGAUCAGCUGUUUUUAACAUUUUAAAUCUGACUUCUUUUUUGCAUUUCUAAAUAAGGAAAGUGAGUGCUGGCGGGGGCUCCCAGGUCCACACCGUGCACCUGGGCUGUCGCUCAGAGCCUGGUCCCAGGGUGGGGACGCCGGAGCUGGGUGUGCGCUUUGUGAUUCCUUGUCAGGCAGCCUGUGCUCCACAAUCAGUCUGUUGAAAUUCAGAGGGGAUCAGAAUGGAUUGAUUGGACUUUCUGUGUUGAAAAUAAAUGUCUUGUAGUCAAAAAUCUUCCUUUAGCUACCACGAUUUUCCCCUUAAAUCCUGCACCUUUUCCCCUAAAAGGACUCGGAGGGGACGCUUCUGCAGAGAGCAGUUCGGUAUUUGAUUGGCUGAUGAGUGGAGGGGUCCCCUCUCCCUCCUGCUCGGCACCUGCACCUCAUCCGGGCACACCUUGCUGCCUUGGUCCCAAGCCCCCCCCCCCCCCCGCCCCACUGUGGUGUGACGGGUGCUGGCAGGGCUCCACGCUAUGGCCCCCGCAAGCCCAGCGGUGGCCUGGUAGGUCAGACCCACGCACAUUCCUCAUGAAGCAGGGACGGCCCCCUCUGCACCCUGGAAGGUAUUUUAAAUCCUGUGUAUACUUUGUAGAGAUUAUUUUAAGCUUUCUGAACUGCUUAUAUACAGAUUUUAUUGUACACACUUUGAAGAUUUCAGAGGGAACGGGAUUUGUACUGUUGUGAAAUGGAGCCUUGCUCCACUGUUUACACGUGUUCUGUGUGGCACUGUGUGCUGGGACCACUGUUCAGCAUGCUCACCGUGGGGGUGACGGUCCACGGAGAGAGAGGGUGCUUCUCGGUCAGUAAGCCGUGGUACUUUGCAACUGCAACUAGAAGAUGGGGACACAUUGGUUAGUGAGGAAAGAGGUGGUUGGGGACGUUUGGUGUUGGUUCUGCUCUUGCUUCUCCCCGUGGGUCUUGGGCUUGCAGGGAAACUCCCAUCAUUCCAGUGGUCGCUCCUCGGCCGGCCGGGCGCGUGGGGCGUGGGCACGUGUGCUUGCCACGUGGGACCCAGAGCCCGUGUGGUCUGGUGGGAGUCGUGGCUCAGUGCACGUGGCUUCGGCCCCUGGUUAUUGUUCCCUGACAGAUGUCCUACACUCGGGCAUCUGUUUCUGAGUAACUGAUUUUUCUUUGAGCUGCAUUUUUAAUCUGUUGAAUUGGCAAGAACAGAAGGGACAGAAGCUGCCCUUUCUUGGACCCACUUCUGGAGUGACAGGGACGGGCCUGUGCUUUGCCUCGUGGAGGGUCACGUGCCUCAUUCUUGGGCUGAUGGAAAGGCCCUGGGGCCACACGUGCAGGCAGCCUCAGCCAGGGGCCUCCAUAGAGCAGGCUCUGCAGCCUGAGCGUGGUCUCCCAGGUCCGUGUUUCAGCGCCUCUGGCCCUCAGUGUGGUGCUUGGCGGAUGGCCAAGGGAAAAGGAGGUGGGCCCUUGUUGCCAUCUGCCAGGGGCGGGGCACGGUUCGAGGCUCGCUGCCCGGCCUCCCUUGGGCUGAGAGGGGGCCGAACCAAAACUCCCAGCUUUAGGUCCAAAAGACAGUGGCAUUUGGGAUUUGGGUCACUGGUGUAGACAAAAAAGCAAGUAUUAACCAAGUCCGAAAGCAGCAUGAUUUGAAUGAUCUAGAAAACUUCGGAUUUUUUGAAGUAAAUUCUUAAUGUUUCAUAUUGUUAAUAUCUUGAAAAUUUGUUAGAUGUUGUUGAAAGCCUUAUUACAAUAUUUUCAGAUCCUUUCAAUAAACAGACUUGUUUAAAAAGUU